This is a messenger RNA of Catharus ustulatus (Swainson's thrush), 4387 nucleotides long. It is a transcript of the gene TAS1R3, whose product is annotated as taste 1 receptor member 3. Gene Ontology annotation, molecular function: G protein-coupled receptor activity; sweet taste receptor activity. Gene Ontology annotation, cellular component: membrane. The record is from RefSeq and is a predicted model, not a curated record. Gene Ontology annotation, biological process: G protein-coupled receptor signaling pathway; sensory perception of umami taste; sensory perception of sweet taste. Lineage: Eukaryota; Metazoa; Chordata; Aves; Passeriformes; Turdidae. Bases 1028 to 3661 code for a protein of 877 amino acids. The transcript has 6 exons.
UCUCUUUCAUUUCCCUGGAGGUCAGGCCAGCUGGUAUUUCACCUGUGCAGUGAAUGAAAUGCUUUAAACUAAAUCAAAUGAUGUGUGUCAAAGGGAAAAAAAUGGGUUUAAAUCUAUUAAAAUGAUGGUAUGACCACAAGAAAAAUAUUUUUUCUCCCUUGUCACACUCAUUCUAACUAUUCCUCAAUAUUAAUAUUGAAGAUGAACUUGCCCAAAAUUCAGGACUGUGUUUAGAACUUCUAUUUAAAAGUUUUAUAAUUAAAGCUUAAAUAGUCCAGUAAAUGGAAAGGAUCCUUAAAAAAAAUGUCAGUAUGAACAUACCUGGAAAAAUUGCUGGUGCUUCCCUGAAGUGUUCCUGUAUUUUGGUAUCUGUGUCUGCUUCUCUUCCUGCCAGGAAAAUAUUCCAGCCUUGGAGCAUCACUUUGGCAGCAAAAACAAUUUUCUAAAGUAGAAAAUGCAGGAAAUUGAACUUUUCAUUCAGAGCUGUCUUAAAAUCCAACCCUGCACAGAAAAAUAAAAUUAAAAAAUUUAAGUAAUGUAACUUAAAUUACCAUGCUAUGAACUUGGAUUUAAGUUUUUGAACUGGAAUUAAUGUCCCAGCUCAGUGUGAGGAAAAAAUAAAAUCAGAUCAGCCAGUACCAACUUCCUAAAAAAAAAUAUCAAUCCAGCUGAGUGCAGCUCACCAACCUUGUGACCCAGGAAUGGCCUCUGCAGGCAAAUUCCUGCCCUGAGGGAGAUUUGGUUAUUUCCAUGAUGAGCUGACCUCAAUUUAAAAAUGAAAUUAAUAAAAAUUAAUGUGUAUUUUACCAGAAUCAGAGCAGGGCACCUGAGUUUUAUCACCUCUGCCAGAGGAGCCCAAAUUUCUGUGACAAUGAAUUUGUAAGUCACUUGUAUGAUGCUGUUUGUAUUUACAAUGAUUUGUAAAGCAAUCUUUACUCCCUGAGUAAAGGAAAUCAGGGUGAGGGCAGAGGUUUGCACCCCAGUGCCCUCAGAGGGGAUUUGAUUAUUGCCCACUGAAGUUAAUUUAAUGCAUUUUACUAAACAAAUUCCUCCUCAUGCCUUCAAUCCCUCUGAGCUCUAUUUAAAGAGACUCCAGGAGCAGCUGAGCCUGGAUUCCCUGCUCCCCUUCCUUCCCCCAGGUUUAUUUUCCCCCACCAUGAAGGUCCCUGAAGGGCUCUGGCUGUGCCUGAGCUUUGGCUGUGCUGCCUCGUGUCUGUCAGCCCAGUUCAGGAGGCCUGGGGAUUUCAUCCUGGGGGGAUUGUUCCCCUUUGGCAAGGACACGGUGAACCUGUCAGCUCGUUCUCAGCCCACCCUGCUGCGCUGUGAGAGGUUAUUCACGGACGGGCUGAUCUGGGCUCUGGGCAUGAGGUUUGCCAUCGACCAGAUCAACAAUUCCAGCUCGCUGCUGCCAGGAAUCAGGCUGGGAUAUGACAUGUAUGACACCUGCUUCGAGCCCCUGGUGGCCCUGCAGCCCAGCCUGCUGUUCCUGACCCGCAGGGGCACCUCAGCCAUCGGGGUUCUGUGCAACUACACCGAGUACGAGCCGCGCGUCACCGCCGUCAUCGGGCCCCACAAGUCAGAUCUCUGCCUGCUCACGGCCAAGCUCUUCAGCUCCUUCCUCAUCCCACAGGUGAGCUAUGGAGCCAGCAGUGAGAGCCUGAGCAACACGGAGCUGUACCCGUCCUUCUACCGCACCGUGCCCGGGGACAAGAACCUGGUGGAGGCCAUGGUGCUGCUGCUCCACCAGUUUGGCUGGAACUGGGUGGCCACGGUGGCCAGUGAUGAUGAGUAUGGCAGGGGAGCCCAGGCUCUGUUCCUCAGCAUGACCGGCACUAACAACAUCUGCAUCGCCUUCGAGGGGCUCAUCCCCGCUGAGCUGACCGAGCCCAGCGCCAGGAAGCAGCUGGAAAACACAAUUAAGUUAAUUAACAGCUCUAAAGUGAAUGUUGUGGUGCUGUUUGCUCACAGCCUGCCUGCACAGGCACUGCUGGAACACAGCAUCAGGAUGGGGCUGGGCAAGAAGGUGUGGAUUGGCACCGAGGCCUGGAUGCUGUCGGACAUCGCCGCCUCCACCCCCAACAUCCAGAGCAUUGGGACAGUGCUGGGCUUUGUCAUGAGGGCAGGGACAGUCCCUGGCUUCCAGGAGUACGUGGCUGAGCUCUUCAGCUCUCUUAGGCAGGAGGAAUUCUGUCGGAAAUCCCGGGAGCUGAGCGGGCUGGUGAACGCCGAGGUGCUGGACACGCACUGCCAGCAGUGUGACCGUGUCACCCUUGGGGACAUCUGGCCCAUGCUCAUGGUGACCCUGGUGCAGCCAGUGCAGGUGGCCGUGUACAGCGUGGCCCAUGCCCUGCACAGAGCUCUGGGCUGCACCUCCAAAGGCUGUCCCAAAACACCCAUCAGGUCCUGGCAGCUGCUGCACUUCAUGAACACCCUCCCCUUCGAGGUGAACGGCCAGAGCUUCAGGUUUGAUCAAUCCCACGGCACAAACACAGGCUACAAACUCAUCUUCUGGGCCUGGAGGGACGGCACUGUCACCUACCUGCCCGUGGGGGACUAUGACCAGUCCCUGUACAUCCGUAAGUCAGAGAUCCAGUUCCACACCGCAGAUAAGAAGGAGCCCACAUCCGAGUGCUUCAGGCGCUGCCAGCCAGGACAAUUCAGAAGAAUCAAAGGGUUCAACCUCUGCUGCUAUGACUGCACAGACUGUUCAGAAAACACCUUCUUGAGCAGCACAGACAGCACCAGCUGCUCCCCGUGCCCCCAGCAGCAGUGGGCCCCAGCCCGCAGCACUCAGUGCCUCCAGCGCGGCGAGCGCUUCCUCUUCUGGCGCGAGCCCCUGGCCGUGGCCCUGCUGACUCUGGCGGCCCUCACGGCGGCCCUGAGCUGUGUGGCAGCCCUGCUGUUCCUCAAACACCUGCACACCCCUCUGGUGCGGCAGGCCGGGGGUGCCAGGAGCGUGUUGGGCCUGCUGUGGCUGCUGCUGCAGGCCCUGAGCUGCGGCCUGUACGUGGGCAGGCCCAGCGCCGCGCUGUGCGCGCUGCAGCAGCUCUCCUACGCCCUGUGCCUCAAUGGCUGCUUCUCCACCCUCCUGCCCAAGGCUCUGCACAUCACCCUGCUGACAGAAUUCCCCCAUUGUGCCCCCAGGCUGCUGUGCUGGGUGAGCCAUGGCAGGGCCUGGCUGCUGGUGGUGGUGUCUCUCCUCAUCCAGGUGUUGCUGUGCUGUUGCCACCUGUACCUGGGCCCUGAUGAGCUGGUUGUUGAUUAUAAAUCGCUGCCCAGCGAGGUGCUGCUGGUGUGUGGCACCCAGUCCUGGGCUGCUUUUGCCCUCCUGCACGGCUACAACAACUGCCUGGCCUUUAUCUGCUUCCUGUGCACCUUCAUGGUGCAAACCUCAGGCAGGAGGUACAACGUGGCCAGGGGCAUCACCUUUGCCACCCUCAUCUGUUUGGUCGUCUGGAUUUUCUUCCUGGUGAUUUUUGCCACGCUCAGGACGGUCCUCAGGGCUGUGACACAGAUUUGCACCGUCCUGGCCACCGCCCUGGGCAUUUUGGCUAGUUAUUUUUUGCCCAAGUGUUACAUCCUGGUGUUCAGGCCCGAUCUGAACACGGAGGAUUAUUGCCAGAACCUCACUGAGGAGGAGGCAGAGGUGAGCAGACAAUAAACCAUCCCCUCUGGCAGAUUUUAAAGAGAAAAUUCUGUUUGUGACCAGAGCUGUGAAAACACAGGGCUCAGCACUUGCAGCCUUUUCAGCCCCAAAAAGGAGCCAAAAAUAGGUUCAGGUAAUGAAACAACCUCCAGAAAUGAUAUUUUACAUCAUCUCAGGCCUGGCAAUGUGAGCCUCACCAACACCACUGCCCUGUAAAUUCUGGUAAUUUCCCUUUCUCAUUAAUCAACAGCUCCAGAGAUAAAUUCAGGAAUCCUUUCCCAAGCCUUGUUAAGAAUUUACAAAUAUAUCCAAUAAAAGUGAAGUAAAAGGAACAUUCUGACAGGUAACAGCAGCUCUGUGUAAGAUACAAAGGGGGGAUAUUAAACAUUCAAAUCCCAGCUCACUCAAUUUGAGUUUCAUGGAAAUCAGGGGGAGGCUCAUGGAAAUGAGCUCUGUGCAAAUCCAAAGGCAGGGCAGGAGGUUCCUCCAUCCCAAAAAACAGGCAAAGAUCACCAAAAACUUCACAUGGUUGCAAGCAGGACCAAGUCCCUGUCCAGUCACAUCACCAAGAUUUUUCUUUUCCCCACUCAUGUUGUUAAGUAACUAUUCUGCUCUUUUAUUCCUUAAAAGUUUUUCCAUUUCUGCUCUUUUAUUCCCUAGAUAAUUUUUUUUCCAUCUCUCCACUGUGUGUUACUUGAAUUUAAUCAGUCCAGCUCAAUUAAAGAAUUUGCAAAUUAAUCU